UCUCCUGAACCCGAACGGUUCCAGCAACCACUAAACAUGUUCAUGGACGCAUCCAGAUUCGUGCUGUAUCUCUCAACUCUGAGCUGCUUUCUCCAUAAAACUGGCUCGGUUCAGAUGUGUGAUGUGGUCAAUGAAAUCGAGCUGGAGAGGGAAAGAUGUGAAAACAAAACAGCUGGAAAUGUCACAUCAGGCUGCAAAGGCAUGUGGGACAUCAUUGCUUGCUGGCCUUCAGCAAAAGUCGGGGAAAUGGUGGUGAUUCCUUGUCCAAACUAUUUCAGCUACUUCAGUGAUCAUCAUAGUGAAGGGAACCUGUCCAAGACCUGCACAGCAGACGGCUGGACCGAAGUGCACCCCAUAACAAUUGCUGUGAAUUGUGGAUAUAAUCUCAACGGCACCGGUGAUGAUGACAACUUCUUCCGGUCAGUUAAGAUUGGCUACACUAUCGGACACAGUGUUUCUCUCAUCUCUCUCACCACUGCCAUAGUGAUUCUGUGCAUCUUCAGGAAACUCCACUGCACACGGAAUUACAUCCACAUGCACCUGUUUGUGGCCUUCAUCCUGAAAGCCAUCGCAGUCUUCAUCAAAGACGUUGUGCUGUAUGAUGUGAUUCAGGAAUCAGACAACUGCUCCACUGGAUCUGUCGGCUGUAAAGCUGUCAUCGUCUUCUUCCAGUACUGCAUCAUGGCCAGUUUUUUCUGGCUGCUAGUAGAAGGCCUCUAUCUUCAUGCUCUAUUAGCUGUCUCCUUCUUCUCAGAGAGGAAGUACUUCUGGUGGUACAUCCUGAUUGGCUGGGGAGGGCCAAUGAUAUUUAUCACAGCCUGGAGCUUUGCCAAAGCCUAUUUCAAUGAUGUUGGGUGCUGGGAUAUCAUAGAGAACUCUGACCCAUUCUGGUGGAUUAUCAAAACACCUAUAUUAGCUUCUAUACUGAUGAACUUCAUCCUGUUUAUUUGUAUCAUUCGCAUACUGCGGCAGAAGAUCAACUGCCCUGACAUCGGGAGGAAUGAAUCCAACCAAUAUUCGAGGCUGGCUAAAUCGACGCUGCUGUUGAUUCCGCUCUUCGGGAUAAACUUCAUCAUAUUCGCCUUCAUUCCAGAGCACAUAAAAACCGAGCUGAGGCUGGUGUUCGAUCUCAUCCUGGGGUCAUUCCAGGGCUUCGUGGUGGCCGUCCUUUACUGCUUCUUGAACGGAGAGGUCCAGGGUGAGAUAAAGAGGAAAUGGAGGCGGUGGCUGGAGAGGUUCCUGGGCUCAGAUACAAAGUACCAGCACCCAUCCAUGGGUAGCAACGGCAACAACUUUAGCACGCAGAUCUCCAUGCUGACCCGGUGCAGCCCCAAAACUCCCCGUGCCUCCACCUGCCAUGACGAGUCUUCCAUCACUGUGUAACUCAGCAGGGCUUCAGUUACCAGCCGCCAUUUUGCAUGUGGCCAUUUGGGAGAAAUAAAUCGUGCUUUUGGGCACCAAAUGGUUCAUGAGGUCCAGUCAUAUGACACAGGGACAAUCAUCUAGUGUAGAUUCACUCAUGACGUGUCAUACACUUUUGUGUGUGCAUCAGAAUAAUGGAUGGAGAAGUUCAGAUAGCCUGAGGGUUCCACAAGCACUCCAUACCACAUUCUCUUUUAAGAUUUAAGCUACAGCGAGCUUAGAGGUGAACAUAUAGAAGAGGUUUACACAAAUUCUCAUCUGAACUGUCCUCUCACAGGACUUCAUCGCUACAUGAGGUUACAAUGAUGAAUCAGAAAUGCUGUAACUGUAACGUCACAAGACAUUGUUGACCUUCUUUGCCAUAUCUGCCUAACUUCACAGUAUACUAAUCACAGAUAUUAGAACCUGACAUGGGUUAAGUACUGCUUAAUCAGGAGUAACUGGGACAGCCUAAAAGGUGCUAACGGCAAGAGUAGACCUUUCUGAGUAAAAAAUAACUACAACGGAAUUUAAGUAAUAUAAAACUGACAGUGUUAAUUUUAUAUUACCACAUUCUGUUUCUUAUGGACUCUUCUUUAUUUUUCUUAGUUCUGAGUGUGUUAAAAGGGAUGUACUUUUUACAAAACAAUUAGCUUGGAAGUUCAGUAAUGGUAGCAACUUCACUACACAAAUGUCCAGUGUGCCCCUUUCAGAAAUAGUACUCAUCAGCCAAGAUGUUCAGUGUCACAUGUUUGCUUCUUAUGUUUUGCACUGGAAACUACAAGCAUAAAUGUACUUACAAGUCUAACAAGUAAUGGAAGCUAUCUAUAAAAUGUACCUUCAAGCCUCAAUGUUGUCCCUACUUUUGUCCAUUUUCAUAGAUAAAAGCAUGUACUCUAUAGCGUCAGAAACUACAGAAACAGGUCUAUUUGAGACUAUUUACCAAUUCAACACAAUUUGAGGCAAGUGUGUGAUGAUUCAGGGAGCAUUCUGACAGCAAGUCUAAGACUAAAUGCAAGGGGCACUGUGGCCCAUGGCUUAAAAAGAAGCAGGAUGACAAUGUGAACGACCUACAUUUCUAAACUGACAUAAUAAACAGAAAACUCAUA
Colossoma macropomum (tambaqui) is the source of this 2510-nucleotide messenger RNA. It is a transcript of the gene vipr1b, whose product is annotated as vasoactive intestinal peptide receptor 1b. The record is from RefSeq and is a predicted model, not a curated record. Lineage: Eukaryota; Metazoa; Chordata; Actinopteri; Characiformes; Serrasalmidae. Gene Ontology annotation, molecular function: peptide hormone binding; vasoactive intestinal polypeptide receptor activity; G protein-coupled peptide receptor activity. Gene Ontology annotation, cellular component: plasma membrane. Gene Ontology annotation, biological process: adenylate cyclase-modulating G protein-coupled receptor signaling pathway; cell surface receptor signaling pathway.